AUAUUCAAUUUAUUUUAACAUUUGGAUGGAAAAAAUUUCUUUUGAGUCCCUCACCAAAGCCCCUUCUUAUCCUCUCUUCACAACACACACACAAUACACAAUUCAUCUCAAAGGGCAAAAAAUAUCUCUUUGUUUUUUCUCUCUCAACCCUAGAAGUUUUUUUUGUCAUCAUGAAAGGAGGUAAAUCCAAGGGGAAAGCUGAUAACAAGCUGGGAGUGAAGAAGAGUGCUGCCCAGACUAAAAAAGAGAAGAAUGCUGCCAAGGAUCCAAACAAGCCUAAGAGGCCAGCAAGUGCUUUCUUCGUUUUCAUGGAGGACUUCAGGAAGCAGUACAAGGAAAAGCAUCCAGGCAACAAAUCUGUUGCUGCUGUUGGCAAAGCUGGUGGUGACAAGUGGAAACACUUGACUGAUGCUGAGAAGGCUCCUUACAUUGCCAAGGCUGAGAAACGAAAGGCUGAAUAUGAGAAGCUAAUGGACGCAUACAACAGAAAACAGGCUGGUGAGGCUGAGGAAGAUGAGGAAUCUGACAAGUCAAAGUCUGAGGUUGAUGAGGAAGAUGGAAGCGACGAGGAAGAAGAGGAUGAUGACUGAAGUGCUUAAUGGGAGGGAGUAAAUUGGUGGGGAAUCUGUGUAAUACCUUAGAUAUUUCUCUAUAUGAUGACUCCUUACUUUUCCCCGUUAAAUACUUGCUCUUUUUUUUAGUUUAUUUUGGGGUUUCUUAGGUAUGGGAAAAAGAUGAAUUAGAUGAGAGCUAUCUUUAAAGCUCAGUGGCUUAUGUACUUUUUAUUCUGAUGCUGGUGUUGCUUAAUGAUAAUGCAACUUUUUAGGCAAUCUGUCUUUCUUUUUCUA
Messenger RNA from Solanum pennellii, 848 nucleotides. RefSeq names its product HMG1/2-like protein. NCBI's taxonomy places the organism in Eukaryota, Viridiplantae, Streptophyta, Magnoliopsida, Solanales, Solanaceae. The transcript has 8 exons. The record is from RefSeq and is a predicted model, not a curated record. Bases 171 to 590 code for a protein of 139 amino acids.